AUGUUUUUUUUACGAGCUGUUUCAUCAGUGAAACUUGAGGCCAUUGCCAGUAACCAAUCGGCUUUGGGUUUCUUGGCUUUUGCCAUGUUUGCUCCAUUGGUGAGGUUCCGGUGUUGUGCGGAAGAGUUCCGAUUCCCUCAAACCAUCCACACAUCAUCAUAUUUACUAAAAAACACCAGAUCUGGUGUGGUCCGUAGAACUCGCAACAUGUCAGAACCUUUGACCUAUGAGCAGGCCAAGAAACCUCACCAGAUUGGCGUACUUAAGUCCUGGAACUCUUGGAAUACGGCGAAUCUUCAUGAUGAGGAUCAUUAUACUGGUAUUGUAACCUGGCACGAUUCUCUUAUUCGAUUGUUCAUCCGAGGAACUUUUCCGACCUAUAUACUUAGUGAAAUAAUAAUUCGACGACAAGCUAAUAUGGUGCACAUAUGUUUUAAUUUGUCGAGUCGUCUUUCUGCUAACGAGAUAUAUUUCCUCGUUGGGUAUGGCGAGCAAAUGCUAUCUUACCUCCUGCGUUGUCCUGUAAAAAUUGAACCGAGAAUGAUUCUCAACCCGAAGGAUGUCAUAUUUCGCUAUAUUUAG
Molecule: messenger RNA, 582 nt
Organism: Echinococcus granulosus
Lineage: Eukaryota; Metazoa; Platyhelminthes; Cestoda; Cyclophyllidea; Taeniidae
Product: 28S ribosomal protein S24
Exons: 2
Coding region: 1-582 (193 amino acids)
Biological process (GO): translation
Cellular component (GO): mitochondrion
Source: RefSeq, a predicted model, not a curated record